GCAGUGACUAUAGCAGUAACCUUCAAAAUGUCUGAUUGUUGCUACAAUUCAAUCGUGGACAUUAAAAACUCCAAUCGGCUAAUCUUUCAAAGUGAUCUGGCUGCCGUUAUCUUAGAUAAGUAUCCAAAGUCAAAGUACCAUUUUGUAGUGCUACCAUGGGAAGACAUUCACUCCGUUUACCAGCUGACAUCAGAGCACGUAACGCUACUGGAGGCGAUGUACCAGUUGGUGCUGGAGUCGAUCAAAAAGAUUCAGCUUAAGUCAAUAAAUUUUAAGUACGGUUUUCACAUGCGGCUAAGCAUGAGCCGUUUACAUUUGCAUGCGAUUUCGAAUGAUUUCAAGGGCCGAGGAAUGAAGCGAGAACGUCAUUGGACUCAUUUCAACACGGAAUUUUUCAUCUCUUAUAAAGAUGUUUUGGAUGAACUAAAAGAGUAUGGUACAAUAAGAGCGCGAUCUGCAAUGUACAUCGAAAGGCUUUGGGGUGGCCCAUUGCUGUGCAACCAAUGCAACUAUAAAACGCUCCCUUCCGAUAUUUUUAAUGCUUAUCAGUCGAACUGCAAUUCUAAUGUUUAGUUCACAUAUC
This is a messenger RNA of Wyeomyia smithii (pitcher-plant mosquito), 583 nucleotides long. Its product is annotated as aprataxin-like protein. Gene Ontology annotation, cellular component: nucleus. Lineage: Eukaryota; Metazoa; Arthropoda; Insecta; Diptera; Culicidae. The record is from RefSeq and is a predicted model, not a curated record. The transcript has 3 exons. Gene Ontology annotation, molecular function: single-stranded DNA binding; mismatched DNA binding; DNA 5'-adenosine monophosphate hydrolase activity. The coding region runs from base 28 to 573 and encodes 181 amino acids. Gene Ontology annotation, biological process: single strand break repair; double-strand break repair.